GUCAUCGGCUUCUCUCUUUCUCUCUCUCUCUCAAGCUCCGACCUCUGGCAAUGGCGUACGUGGACCACUCCUUCUCGAUCACCGAUGAGGACCUCAUGGUGGAUGGCCCCUAUAUCGUCCGUAACCGGCCUCCGAUCCGCGAGAUCGCCCUCGCUGUUUCACUCCUCGUCUUCGGCUCUCUCGGCAUUGUCAUCGGCGUCUUCAUGGCCUGUAACCAAAUUGGCGGCGACCGCGCCCAUGGGGUUUUCUUUGCGAUCCUUGGAGCUGUGCUCUUUAUCCCUGGGUUCUAUUACACUAGGAUUGCGUAUUUUGCUUACAAGGGAUACAAGGGCUUCUCUUUCGCCAAUAUACCACCAGUGUAAGAGUGAAUUUCCUUAUGAUUUAUGUAUAUGUUUGCUGGUUUCGCGUUUUUUUUUUUAAUCUUUUCCUUAUGAUUUUGAAGUAAUUUUGUACUAAUGUUGAUAUGCUAUGCAAAUGCUUCUGAGUAUAUGAGAAUAAGAUUUGAAAGGUGGCAUUUUGAUUGCUUUUGGUUUUCUAGUGAAUUUCAAGGAUAAAGGGAUUGAUCU
Dioscorea cayenensis subsp. rotundata (Guinea yam) is the source of this 566-nucleotide messenger RNA. RefSeq names its product transmembrane protein 230-like. The coding region runs from base 51 to 362 and encodes 103 amino acids. Gene Ontology annotation, cellular component: endomembrane system. The record is from RefSeq and is a predicted model, not a curated record. Lineage: Eukaryota; Viridiplantae; Streptophyta; Magnoliopsida; Dioscoreales; Dioscoreaceae. The transcript is spliced from 2 exons.